AAGUAUACUUACAUUCAUUGGACCAUAACGGUUAGUGCUAAAAUUAGUUAUUAGAUAUAAAUCAAUGUGUUCCCACCAUUUUGUUCCUCUAUUCUUAUUUUGUUCAUUCCCUAUAUAUAACACUCCAUGAUCUCUUAUCUUAUCUACUCAACAAAGCAUAAACAUACAUAUGCUUAUUCUCACUUCACUUCACUUCUCAAUUGUAAUUAGCAUCAUCAAGCAAAGAUUGUUAAUAACCACACCACCAUGUCUUCAACCUCAAAACCACACCUUCCGUGGAAGGUGCGAUUCUCUAUGUCAAUCCUCUCAGCCAUUUCAGAUAUCACUGGUCGUUCUAAUGGUACUAUCAAUCGUCGCCUUCUCGACUUCAUUGACUGGAAAAUUCCUCUCAUACCUAAAUUCAAAUCCUUCAGUGAUAUCUCUUCCUCUGACGUCAUGGUGAACUCCACACACAACCUCUGGUUUCGUCUCUUCAUACCUUCCUCUACCACAUCCACUGCAAUCUCAUCUCUCCCGGUUAUCAUUUUCUUCCACGGAGGCGGCUUCGCGUACAUGUCUCCUUCUUCUAUCCCAUACCAUUUUCUUUGUCGGUUAUUUUGUCGUUCUUUUCCCGCUAUUAUUGUAUCUGUUAAUUAUCGUCUUACCCCUGAACAUCGUUUUCCAUCUCAAUAUGAAGACGGUUUGGAAAUUCUGAAGUUUCUCGAUAACAACAGUGACAUUUUAGGAAAAUCUGCUGACAUCACCAAAUGUUUUUUGGCGGGUGAUAGUGCGGGUGGAAAUUUGAUCCAUCACGUGGCAGUUCGGAUUUCCUUAGAAAGGUUUCGAGUUUUGAAAGUUAUAGGAAUGGUUUCUAUGCAACCGUUUUUUGGAGGAGAGGAACGAACUGAAUCUGAAAUUCGUUUGAAGGGGGUACCCGUUUGUUCAAUGGAUAAAACCGAUUGGUAUUGGAAGAUGUUUUUGCCUGAUGGGUCGAAUCGAGACCAUCAAUCGUCUAAUGUUAGUGGACCUAAUACAAUGGAUAUUUCAGAAGUGGAUUAUCCAAAUACCCUUUUGUUAGUUGGUGGAUUUGACCCGUUAAUGGAUUGGCAAAAGAGAUAUUAUGAAUGGUUGAGAAAAUCUGGAAAAGAAGUGGAAUUAGUUGAAUUUACAGAUAUGAUUCAUGCUUUUUAUUACUUUUCCGAUUUACCCGAAACUUCUCAAUUUAUUUCUAAAGUUAAAGAUUUUAUGAUCAAGCAAAUGGUUAAAAUGAAUUAAGGGUUUCAAAAUUUAGAAAAGAAUAUAUUAAUUUUUGAAUUCUUUAAUGAUAAUAUGAAAAAAUAUAUCAAUUUUGAUAUGUUGUUGUUGAAAUCUCUUUUGAUUUUGAAUAGUUUGAAAGUGUAUACGGGAGAUACGAGAUGAGAUGAGCUGUCUGAUUUUGUAAUAUUCCUAAUUUGUCUAAGUGUGAUUAGUAUGAUGAAGUAGUUAAGUGGGGAGAGAUUAGUAGAAAAAUCUCAUGUUUGACCUCUAAGUGAGAGCAAUGACAUGUUUUGUAAAUAAAUAUAAGUGGCAAGGAUAGGAUUGUCAUUUCAUUGACAAUGUAUUUAAGUCAAAAAUCGGUAAAGAAGAGCUCAUUUUAGCCAUUUUUCUCCUUUUAGAAAAAAACAGAACUUGAAGAGAUAGAGAGAGUGAAAGGGAGACAGGGCGAAAGUCAAGGGGAAAGAGAGAAGAAUCUAGACAUUUGGGACUUUAACAUAUACUCUAUUUUGAGAUAAUUACAUUGGUCAUGUAUUCAGAUGUCUUUUAGUAACCAUGUUGUACUAAGUACCACUUAUUAAUGCUUUGAUUAAUAUAAUUCUAGAUGUGUAUUAUAUUGGGA
Molecule: messenger RNA, 1855 nt
Organism: Lathyrus oleraceus (garden pea)
Lineage: Eukaryota; Viridiplantae; Streptophyta; Magnoliopsida; Fabales; Fabaceae
Product: probable carboxylesterase 18
Exons: 1
Coding region: 247-1254 (335 amino acids)
Biological process (GO): pollen tube growth
Molecular function (GO): carboxylic ester hydrolase activity
Source: RefSeq, a predicted model, not a curated record